Messenger RNA from Seriola dumerili (greater amberjack), 5150 nucleotides. It is a transcript of the gene knl1, whose product is annotated as kinetochore scaffold 1. The transcript is spliced from 19 exons. Gene Ontology annotation, cellular component: nucleus. Lineage: Eukaryota; Metazoa; Chordata; Actinopteri; Carangiformes; Carangidae. The coding region runs from base 1 to 3996 and encodes 1331 amino acids. The record is from RefSeq and is a predicted model, not a curated record. Gene Ontology annotation, biological process: protein localization to kinetochore; attachment of spindle microtubules to kinetochore; cell division.
AUGGAUAUUACUGAGGCUCAAACAGGCAAGAUUUUAGGAAUCGCAGAUACAGAUGAUCCUCUUCAGUAUCUUUUUCCCUCACAAGACAUGUACUCCCAAAGUGGUAACUUGAGGAAAACAGAGAUGACUUCAGAACUGCAGAGCAGUGAAAUACCCGGAUCAUCUAAUUUUAAAGGUAUGGAGAACUCUUUGAAGACUUCUUUAAAGACAAAGAUGCAAAGACAUCAGGUCAACUUUGAUGCUGAAGACGACUGCAGAGAGAAAACAGUGAGGUUCUCUGCAGAUGAUGCAGCUAUGGAUGUGACACAGAGUCACACGGUCAACAUUGCCACUCAUUUCGAACCACGGCCCGACCCAAAUUUGAACUUCUUACCUACAUGUGAAGAGAAGACAGUGAGGUUCACUGCAGAUAAUGCCUGUAUGGAUGUGACGCGAAGUCACACUGUAAACAUUGCCUCGGAGAUUGAACUGCCAUCACACCAAAAUGUUGAUCGUCUGCCUAUUUGUGGGGAGAAAACUGUGAGGUUCACUGCAAAUGAUGCAGCUAUGGAUGUGACACGAAGUCACACUGUAAACAUUACAAGUCAUCUGGGACUCCAAUCACACCAAAAUAUGGACUUUUUACCUACUUCUGGAGAGAAAACAGUGAGGUUCACUUCAAAUGAUGCAGCUAUGGAUGUGACAAGAAGUCACACUGUAAACAUUUCCUCUGUCUCUGAACUGCCAUCACACCAAAAUGUCGACCCUGUACCUACAUGUGGAGAGAAAACGGUGAGGUUCACUGCGAAUGAUGCAGCUAUGGAUGUCACACAAAGUCACACUGUAAACAUUGCAAGUAAUGCAGGACCAGAGUCGCACCAAAAUUUGGACUUUUUACCUACUUGUGAGAAAAUUGCGACGUUCAGUGCAAAUGAUGCAGCUAUGGAUGUGAGACGAAGUUGCACUGUUAACAUAGCAAGUCAUUUGGGACCACAGUCACACCAAAAUGUGGACUUUUUACCUACUUGUGAGAAAACAGCAAGGUUCAAUUCAAAUGAUGGAGCUAUGGAUAUGACCCAAUGCCUCACUGUAAAUAUUGCCAGCAAUUCAGUUUCAGAUUCAGUUCUUCCAUGCCAAGAAUCAAACAUCAUAUCCACCAACGGAAACGCAGAUUUGCCUUUAACUGUGAGGAAGAGAGAAAGAAGCAGAUCCUCGUCAGUACACAGCCUGGAUCCCGGACUUCAAAACUCCCUGUCUAAGAUGAGUGGCCCAUGGACUAAUCCUGUGAUCACCAAAGCAGUUACUCUGGCUGCGCCAUCCCCUCUAGAAGGUGCCAGUACAAAUGGCUACCUUCAAAUGCAGAAGCCUGAUUUGGAUGCAGAAAAUGUAGCUCCAGGUUUUGUUCCAGCUCCCAUGGAGAAGCCACAAUAUAAACCCAUGACAGACUAUUCAGAAAACACUGUAAGCAUGGAUAUGACUGAAGCUCAGCCAGGCCACAUUUUGGGACAAACCUGCACAGGUAAACUCCCUCAAUGUCUUUCUUCAACAGAAGAAUCCUACCCCAAUUCUGGUCAUUUGAAGGAAACCGAGGCAACUUCACAGCAGAGCAAUGAAGCACUGGGUUCAUCUAUCCCUAAUGGUGUGGUAACUGCAAACUAUCCAGAUUCCACUGACUUGAGUGAAAUUGCGACCUGGAAAGAACCUGAACCAAGAAAUAACACUUCUUUAUCACAGAAGAUUGAAAGUUCUCCCAGUGCUAUUGACCAAGAUGCUGAUAUGUUACAUUCACGAAAGUCUAGACGAAUGAGUUUAGCCGAUGUCUUGUCAAAAGUAAGGCGUUUGAGCCACAUGAUAAAUACAGCUCCUGAUACUAUGGCCAUGGAAAGCUGCACAGCACCUUUGGCCCAGUUGGACCACAACUUGGACAAAAACUCAAAAGACGAAACUGCACCGCAACCCCUGCCUGUAGAGGAGCCUGAACCUGAAAUGGGUUUGGUAAAUAGUCAAGAUAAUACACAAGCUCAGUGUCUUACACAAGAAGAAGCCUCAACUACUACUACUCCUUUCAACUUGAAGACUAAACAACUUAUGUCAAGACUCUCAAUGGGAGGCUUUAAGCCGAAACUCCCCCAGAGAAGCAAACCCGAUGAUCCAAAGAAGGUGAAUUCUGUGGGAAACCAUACAAAGACAAUAACUGUUAAUGUUACUAAUCAAAUGAGUAAUUCUAACAAUGAUGUGAGUGAUAUUUACGAUGAAGAGCUUGGAAGUUAUGAAGAUAUGUCUGAAACGCUGGACCCAAGGAGUCCCCAGAAAGUCAGUGAAAAAGUGAGUCAUUCCCAGGAAUUCAACAUCGAUGAGCUUUUAGAGGAAGAUGUUUUUGAAAAGGACCUUAUUUUUGCUGUCAGUGGAAAGAAGAGGCCUUUGCCAAUAGAUGACAAUAAUAUGGAGGAUGAGAAGAGAAUGAAAGCAUCCACUGACGUUGAAAUGGAAUUACAGUCUCAUUUUGUGGAGGGUGAUGGGAACAUUAGCACAGCUCCGAAUAUGACCACACACACUACUGAUGGCUCCAGCACCAGUCACACAACCAGCAUCAGAUGUGAAGCUGCAUUUGAGUCAACUUUGAAACAAAGCCUGUUUGAAUCCCAGCUUGAAGACUAUGCAAGUGAUGAGCAAAAGAAACUGGAUGAUGGCACCAUUACUGUGUUAGAGUUCUUUAAACUCUUUAACAUAGACUUCGUCAUCCAUAAUCCUCGGCAAAGUAUCCUUCCUGGCAGAAUUUUGUCAGACACAGAUCGCUCACCAAUGGAUUUACUGAAAGACAGGCAUAUUAGCCGUCCUAAACAGAUAGUGUACGAGACAGAUGUCCUGAACCUCACAGAAAAGGUGGAGGGGUUUAAGGUGCGAAUGCGGGACCUAGACAAACCCCUGAAGAUUGUUAACAGACCUUUGUGGGAAGAGAUGAGAGAUUCUUCAGAGAAAGGGCUCAAAUCCUUCGGUGCAAAACUAAAAGAGAGAAAUAACUUCUUCAGAAAGACGAGCAAAGCUCAGUCACAUGAAAUGAAGGAGGACCUGUACUCGAAUCUUGUGCAGGCUAAUCUGGAGGAGCAACAGAAGUUGAGAGGAACAAUUGAGAAGGCAGAUGAAAUGAUAAAAAGUCUGGAUGACUGUAUUUGUGAAUUAGAAACAGAACUUGCUGCAGUUGAAGAAAAAGGCUUUGAAGAUAAACCAAGUCUGAAAUCACGUCAGGAAGAAAUUAAGAAAGUCACUGAAGUUUUGGCCGAUAAUGAAAGACAAAUGUCUGAACUGGAGUUGCAGAAGCAGCAGGAUUUAAAUAAAAUCAAGAGGCUGAAAGCUGAAACGAGGAACUUCAAGAGCCAUGUCACCGUGCUGCAUAUGGUGAAUGAAUGGAGGUCUGGAGAGAAGAAGGACAACUGCAUAGUCUACACUUUUCUCCAUGACACCAUGCAUUUGCAGUUGGUGUAUGAAAAAUACAAAGGAACAGGUGCUGAUAAUCAGUCAGAGAGGAAAAUAUCUCACAUCACCUUCAAACUCCAACUUGAUGAUGAGAAGUCGCAGUGCCAUGCCCGCCUCGUUCACAAACUACUCUCUCAGUACAUUGAGAGUGAAACCUCAUGGGUGGAGAAGUAUCCAACAAGUAAACAUGUGCCAAAGCUGCUCCAUGACGUUGGCCUGGUGGUGAGUCGCUGUCGUCUGCUGGGAGAGGAGCUGCGUCUGCUGAAAAUGUGGGGAGGUCUAAGGCUCGACAUCCUGAACAUCAGCUGUGUCGACACUCAAGUGCACAUUGUCUUCAGUAGUCUCAAGAAAAGUUCCAAGUUUGAGGUGGUCCUCUCUGUCAGUUUGAUCAACCACCUCUGUGUCCUUCAAGUAGAGAGCUUUAAGAACAUGAUCGGAAGCUCUGAGAUCAAACAGAUUGAAGAGAUCGUGGCAUCGUUCAGUCCAACAAAGAACCUCUUGACGAAGAUUGUCAAAAAGAUUCAUGAUAAUCUACUCUGUUGAAACCAGGAAUAUGUUUGAAAUAUGUGUUUUCUCAUAAUGCAACUGUACCUGUUAACGAUUCUCAUUUUGCAAAAACAGUCAUGGCAACAAAAUCCUUUGUUGUUAGAACAUUCCAACAUAACACAUGAAAAGGGACAAGAUAAAUAGUCAUAUUGCUGGAAUACAGCAAAUCACAUCAGUUUCAACUAUAGUUAUGGCUUUACAUUGUUGCUUUAAGUAUAUUAUAUAAUUGAUAAAUUUGGCUUGAUUUUUAUAUUUGCUCAGUGAUUAUGAUUACCAUUUAAAAUAUUAAACAGUCGUCUUUCAUUAGUUGGAGUGCAGAUAGUGCAGCUUGUCCUGUGCAGUUUCCAGAGUCACCUCCGGAUGGUGAACAUAGACUGACUUACAGUACCUUGUUUUGUCUGCAGAUGCAUGCAUGCAUAUGUAUAUAUCAGAUAAACGCUGUAUUGUAUCUUUGGCAGAGCUGAACAUAUGUAAAUAUAUUUCCCUUUAUCUUCUUCAUUGUGAAUCAGUUUCUUCAGUCUCUUUCAAAAUUUGAAGAAAAGCUUUGUGCUUCAGUCUUUAGAAAACAAUAAAUGUAAAAUAAAAUUUUUGUUACUCAGGAUUCCAUUAAAAAAAUGUUUACUAUUUUUUCUGUUCCUUGUCUCAGCUGUUUUUUAGGAGGAGGGGUGUUUAUUUUGUUUUUGUAUUACUUUUGGUGAUUAAUUAAUACGAUUAAUAAACAUGUGUAACUAUAUUAAUAAUGUAUCAUUAAUAAUAAAGAUCAUUCUGCUGACUGAAAUUUGAAUACAGAUAUGGUAUCAGUGUUGAUUUCAUCCACUUGAAAUCCAUCAAUAAGCUUCAAGAUGUGACUGAUGUGACCUCCACUGACCUAUCGACUUGAUAGGCAUUUGAAUGUAGCAUUUGAAAAUGUGCGUUUACAUUCUCAGCACUGAUUUCUGUGAGCCGAUAUCCUGUUCUCAUUUUUUCAUUUCUGCAUGUUAUGACUUUUCAAUAUAUCUUUCGCUAUGACGACCAUGUUACUGGUUCAUGCUGUAUUUUUUGCACUCCGGUGUAUUCUCAGUAAAGGGAGGUUCUCUUCAUUACCACAAAUCCUACAUCUGACGAUGCAGUCAGGGGCCAAGCAGUGAGGGUUCCUGUUUCUCUUGUGCUGC